Messenger RNA from Fusarium sp. VM40, 1830 nucleotides. The record is from the annotation of a GenBank genome assembly. Lineage: Eukaryota; Fungi; Ascomycota; Sordariomycetes; Hypocreales; Nectriaceae.
AUGCUCCAGGGUAACUCACACAAACACAAAUCCAAGAUGAUACCUCAGAAACCAUUGCCUUUCAAUGGCGACUUCUCGUCACCAGACGAGUACAUUGAUGAACUUCUCAAGUUUGUUCAAACGUCUGAGACCUUUCAGAUUCUUUGUGGUGGCGUCCAUAUUCUGGACUUUUUCACCAUCGAGCCUGGUCUGUUUCAUUAUGCCAUACCUAAAGAAUGGCAUCCAUUUAUUCUUGAGUGCAGUCUCAUGGAGUUCCUGGAUCUCCUCAUGCGAGAUGAUCUAGACAACCUCAAGUUUGAAAGAGAAAAGCCACCUGCGAGUCUCAUUGAUUACAUUCGAACAGUCCGGAACAUUUCACUUGGCCGGUCAUUUGCUCCUCCUUCAGAGAAACUGCCCGUUCUGCCACGCUCAGUCGCUAUUGGGAUGAAUGUUAAAAAGACUCACGAAGUCAGCAACUUUGCUGACUACCUUGCUCGGCUUUCAGACGAUAUCAGUGAGCAAUACGGUAACGAAAUAUCACACUACGUUGACUUUGGAAGCGGCCAGAACUAUCUUGGUCGAGCCAUGGCAAGUGAGCCCUAUAACCGGCAUGUAGUAGCUGUCGAAGGACGAGAGAACAAUGUUACGGCAGCGAAAGGGCUUGACAUGUCUUCCGGCUUGGCUGUCAAGCCAAAGGUCAUGAGAAACAAGAAAUUAUGGGCAAAGAUUUUGGAAGCACGAGGUCCCGAGGGUCAAGACGACCCGGAAGCGUUGGCCAAGGCUGUCCGUGAGGUGGCAGGAGAUGAAGCAUUCGAGUUCAGGCCCGUCAAGGAACUCGAAGGAGAGUACACAGUAGAACAAGGCAAGGGCUCUGUUCAGUAUAUCUCAGGUCGACUGGACAGUGGUGAUCUAGGCGAUGUGAUUGCCCAGAUCAAUACUGAGAAUGAGUCUCCGACCGAAAAGAAGGAUCUGAGCUUGAUGGCCAUGUCUAUCCACUCUUGCGGGAACCUGUCACACUUUGGAAUCCGCUCUCUGGUUCUCAACCCAGAUAUUCGAGCAGUGGCUAUUGUUGGAUGCUGCUACAACUUGAUGACCGAGAAACUUGGCCCGCCAACCUACAAGCAUGCUUUCUUGAGGCCAACCCUUCAGGCUGUCAAUGGCAGACUCUCUCGGGAAUCAGAAAAGCACGACCCACAAGGAUUUCCGAUGAGCCAGAAAUUUUCAACUUACGAGGGAGAUGGUGUACGAUUGAACAUCACGGCUCGCAUGAUGGCUUGUCAGGCGCCGCAAAACUGGACCGAGAAGGAGAGCGCAGGAUUCUUCUCACGACACUUUUAUAGGGCAGUUUUGCAGAAGAUAUUUCUUGACCGAGGCGUGGUAAAGAAAGUGCGGCACACAGACGACCAAGGAAAGCCCCAAGAGUCUACUGCAGCCUCCGAUAAGGAUGACAGCGAAAGCCCCUUUAACAUCAGCACCAAUCCUGUUAUUAUUGGAUCACUCCGAAAGGCCUGCUACGGAUCGUUCAAGUCGUAUGUCCGCGGAGCAGUGGAGAAACUCACGACCAACAACGAUUACAAGCAGUACGCCGAAGUGAUGCAGGAGAAGAUGGGCGGUAUGACAGACGAAGAGAUCGAGCGAUACGAGGCUCUGUAUUUGCCACGAAAGAAGGAGCUAUGCGCUGUCUGGAGUCUCAUGGCAUUCAGCGCUAUGGCAGUUGAAUCGCUCAUUGUGUCGGACCGGUGGACGUUUCUUCAAGAACACGACGAUCUUGUCCGUCAUGCGUGGGUCGAGACGGUGUUUGACUAUGAACAAAGCCCAAGAAACUUGGUUGUUGUAGGAGUCAAGGCUUAA